AUGUCGAGACGUCCAACCCUAUCAACGAUCACAGAAAGAACUGAAACCUCUUCUGGAGUCAUUUCAACGAAUACUAACAGGUGUCCCAAAUUCUGUGGCCCAAAAAAUGCCAACGAGAAUUUUAGUGCCGCAGAAAUGGAGGAGACGAAAAUUCAGAUGGCUGUUCGCGCAGCUCAACUCGGAGAGAUUCAAACUGUCCGAUUUCUUCUAAAUGGUCACGUCACUGCCAAUGAACUAGAUCACGAAGGAUGCGGUCUUCUUCAUUGGGCCUCUAUCAAUAACAAAAUUGAGAUCAUUGAAUUAAUUUUGUCUCAUGGUGGAAAUGUGGAUUUGAUUGGAGGUCACAUGCGAUCAACACCUCUUCACUGGGCAUGCUAUAACUCACAAAUCGCAGCUGUUAUUUGUCUUAUCAAGAACGGUGCAAAUCCAGCAAUCAGAAAUAUGAAUGGGGAAACUCCUCUCCAUAUUGCAGCCAAUACUGGAAAUUUCACACUGAUAGCUUAUCUGCUCGUCAAAUUUGAUCAUAUCAAGGACAUGAGAGAUAAUUUGGGUAAUUCAGCUGUAAUGCGCUCCGCUGCUCAAAGUUUCGGAUUGUUUCCAAUUCGAAUCUUCACAAAAGUGGAUGCUCAUCUAGACUUUACAUCAGAUGAUACGGGUGAUACUGCUCUCCACGUGUCAAUGCUCCGACAGAAUCUCACCGGAGCCGUUGAGUUGAUCUGUGCGGGGGCGGAUGAAGAGAAGAAGAAUAAGAAUGGACAGACGCCGUAUGAUCUGGUGAAUGAAAAGUUUGGAAAACAUGUCAGAGGAAUCUUGAUUGGAACCGGUCUCGGUCUUUACUACCUAACCAAUUUUUGGGUGGUCCUUUCCGCACUAGUCAUUACUCUUCCUCUGGUAAUUUUCUUCCUUCGAAAGAAACGAAUGGAUCAUUUCGGAUACCUGCCAGUGACCUAUAUUUGUUGGAUGGGAAUGGCUGAACUUGGAUUGCUAAUAUUUGAUUCCGAAGGUUUGCUCCACUGGUCGCUGCUUAUGACGAUGUGCUCCAUAUGGGUGAUUUCUGCAUCGUUCUACUGGCUUCUGAUUCUGACGGAUCCUGGUGUGAUGCCUCGCUCGAAAACCCCAUUAAACGAUUUCGUAGAGCAUCUGGAGACAAAGAAAAUCGAACGAUAUUGUUUUACGUGUUGGAUUCCAAAGACUUCAAACUCGCAUCACUGCUCCCAGUGUGAUAAAUGUGUCGAUGGAUUCGAUCAUCAUUGUCCAUGGAUUCACAAGUGUGUCUAUCGGAAAAAUCUUCGAUUCUUCGUCCUUUUCUGCCUCACCAACUUGAUAUUUGACGUCAUCUAUGUUCCAGUUUUGAUCAAUAUGAUUGCUGUUUCAUGGAAUACUGUUGGAUUCAGUGGGUUUUCAAGUACUAAUCACUUAUUCAGAUCAUUUUUAGGUCAAACCCUAUCCGAUCAUGGAAUCAUGGUUCUCAGUCUAUUCUUCUCAAUCCCUCACGUCAUCGGAGCCGGAGCCAUCACCUACACUCAAUUCUCACAGAUUUCUCGUCACAUCACCACAAUUGAAAUCAUUCGGAAUAGCAGAGCUCAACAGGAUUCUGAUAAAUCCACUAGUCCAACAUCCGCAUCGAUUUACAACCCAUGGGAAGACAGUCCGAGUAUCAAGACGAGAGUUCGAAAUGUCUGUAAUCUUCUAGUAUUUGAUCGAUUCGGAGGUGAUGAGGAUGGUAGUCUGUGUGAGACGACGUCUGGAUCUUUUGAAACUUCAGAAUCUCACAUUUAA
Messenger RNA from Caenorhabditis briggsae, 1779 nucleotides. Gene Ontology annotation, cellular component: Golgi membrane. The coding region runs from base 1 to 1779 and encodes 592 amino acids. The record is from RefSeq and is a predicted model, not a curated record. The transcript has 8 exons. Gene Ontology annotation, molecular function: palmitoyltransferase activity; protein binding. NCBI's taxonomy places the organism in Eukaryota, Metazoa, Nematoda, Chromadorea, Rhabditida, Rhabditidae. Gene Ontology annotation, biological process: protein palmitoylation.